Messenger RNA from Dendrobium catenatum, 978 nucleotides. RefSeq lists its product as uncharacterized. The record is from RefSeq and is a predicted model, not a curated record. The transcript has 3 exons. Bases 1 to 978 code for a protein of 325 amino acids. Lineage: Eukaryota; Viridiplantae; Streptophyta; Magnoliopsida; Asparagales; Orchidaceae.
AUGGGUCCUAAAUUUACUUGGUGCAAUAACAAAUCCGGUGGAGCUCGUAUUCUAGAGAAGUUGGAUAGAUGCCUUAUCAAUUCCACUGCUUUGAAUUCUAUCCAUCUUGCAAUGGUGAAGCAUUUAUCCUGUAUUGCAUCGGACCAUUGUCCUGUAUUAUUGGAAAUUUUCAAACCUGAGAUGGCUAACAUCAAAGAGAUCCGGUAUGAAGAAGUUUGGGCUACUUACCAUGGAGCAGAGGCGAUUGUGCAGAAUUCUUGGAGAAAAUAUGUUGGGAUUGAUCCGUCUUUUUCUCUUAAUGUUAAAUUUAAAAGAACCUUGAGAACUCUCUUCUUCUGGAGCAAUGCUAAGUUCAAGGACCUAAUGGCUCUUCGGGACAGGCUUAAGGAGGAAAUACAGGUUAUUCAAAUAGAAGAGGCUGAAGUAGAGAUCUCUUUUGAAAAGAUGCAGAUUUUAAGAUUCAAAAUUAAUGAGCUCAAUGUAACUCUUGCACGGCUUAAUACCUGGUUGAAGCAAAGAGCUAAAGCAAGAUGGAUGGAAGAAGGUGAUUGCAAUUCUGGUUUUUUUCAUGCAUUUGAUAAUGCAAGGAAAAAUAUCAACUGGAUUAGUCAUAUUAAGACUACUAAUGGAAAUAUUAUGGAGGAUCACAGACAAUGUAUGCUGGGUGGCUGGCCUAAGCCUUCGGCAAUCUUUAAUGAAGCUGAUCGAGCUGUUCUGGAAGAAGAGUUCACAAGGGAGAAGAUUCAGGUUAUUAUUGAGAAAUCUGGUAGUAAUAUUGCUCCAGAUUGGAGAAGGUUAUCCACAAAAUCAUUUCGGUGGACCAAGCUGCUUUUAUCAAAGGGCGUUCCUUGUCUGAUCAUGUUCUAUUGGCAUAAGAGGUCUUCAAUAAAUUCUGGUAUUCUAAAGAAAGGAAAGGACUUUUGGCAAUCAAGCUUGACAUGGAACAAGCUUAUGAUAGUAUGGGUUGGCAAGCUUUGA